This is a messenger RNA of Urocitellus parryii (Arctic ground squirrel), 1379 nucleotides long. RefSeq names its product cyclin dependent kinase inhibitor 1A (gene Cdkn1a). Gene Ontology annotation, cellular component: nucleus; cyclin-dependent protein kinase holoenzyme complex. Gene Ontology annotation, biological process: negative regulation of cyclin-dependent protein serine/threonine kinase activity; DNA damage response; signal transduction by p53 class mediator. Lineage: Eukaryota; Metazoa; Chordata; Mammalia; Rodentia; Sciuridae. Gene Ontology annotation, molecular function: cyclin-dependent protein serine/threonine kinase inhibitor activity. The record is from RefSeq and is a predicted model, not a curated record.
GAGCCUCGACGCGGAACAGCGGCCCCCAGCCGGCGGCUGGGAGCUGAGCCCAGCGUGUCCGCGAGCGUCUGUGGGGACAUCUGUUCGCSGGCGCGCGCCGAGUCCACAGGUGUUCUGUGGCAGCACAGGCACCAUGACAGARCCGUCUGGGGAUGCUCGUCCAGUCCCUCUCGGCAGCAAGGCCUGUCGUCGCCUCUUUGGCCCAGUGGACAGCGAGCAGCUGCGCCGUGAUUGCGACGCCCUCAUGGCUGGCUGCCUGCAGGAGGCCCGGGAGCGGUGGAACUUCGACUUUGUCACCGAAACGCCCCUGGAAGGCAACUUCGCCUGGGAGCCUGUGAAGGGCCUGGGCCUGCCCAAGCUCUACCUGACCCCGGGGUCCCGGGGUGGCCCGGAUGACCUGGGCAGGCGGCCCAGCACUUCAGCCRCCCUGCUGCAGGGGUCAUCUCAAGAGGACCAUGUGGACCUGUCGCUGUCCUGCACCCUCGUGCCUCGCUCCCCUGAGCGACCUGAGGGGUCCCCUGCUGGGCCUGGAACCUCUGGGGGCCGAAAACGGCGACAGACCAGCAUGACAGAUUUCUACCACUCCAAGCGCCGGCUGAUCUUCUGCAAGAGGAGGCCCUGAUCCACCCCUGGAGCCUUCGCACUCCCGGACACAGUGGGGGGCCCUCCAGGCCUCUCCCUAUCUUCUGCCUUCGUCCUUCAGUUUGUGCGUCUUAAUUAUUAUUUGUGUUUUAAUUUAAACUCCUCCUCAUGUACAUACCCAGCCUGCCCUCUCUCCCCCCAGCCUCUGGYGGUAGAAUUUAUUUAAAGAAAAAUUAGGCAGUAGCAUGAUAGGCUCCUCAGAGGGCUGGGCAUACUUUUAUUAUAUGAAAUAUUAUUUAAAACCUGUCAUCCUAUCCUCUUUGUGUCCUCUCCUGGAGGUGGGGGGGGGGGUCUGGCUCCAUGCCGGCCACCUCCUCCUCCGCCUUGAGGGGCCUGUUCCCUCCCUCUGCUCAUGUCUCAUGAGUAUUCUGUGAUUCCGCCCCUUUCUUGGGUUCUCCACCUGAAUUCCUUACCAUUUGAGAAGUAAAUAGAUAGCACUUUGAAGGGGGCCCAGCCAAGUGGGGUCAUCAUAAAACAAAUAAAUAAAUCUUUGGAGUCCCUUCACCUCCUUUAAGAUUGGGCAGGGUGACUGUGAAGUGGGCACAGCCUAAACUAGGGCUGGGCGCUUCGUCCCUCCUGGCCCUGGAUACCCACCUCUGUCCUGUGGUCGGGGAAGGUGGGCCCUGUAGCAGCUCCCCACCUCCACUGAUGGCCCCAUUGGCCGUCCCCUGGGAGCACGCCUCAGUGUUUGGGCUUCUCUCCUGGUGGCUCCCCCUUUACUUUUUGGGGGGCCUCGA